Enterobius vermicularis (human pinworm) is the source of this 1221-nucleotide messenger RNA. Lineage: Eukaryota; Metazoa; Nematoda; Chromadorea; Rhabditida; Oxyuridae. The record is from the annotation of a GenBank genome assembly.
AUGAUUAGUGGGAAUCAAGAAGUUUUCUUAAAGAAGUUUGACUGCUUGAGUAAGAUUUUGAGGAAAGCACCAUGGGGUUCGCGCUAUCAUCAUAUGGACGAAAGGCACUGUCGAGAACGAAUUAUGAGAGGUAUUAUAUCACAUUUUUCUGAGCAAAACGGGACGUACACUGUUAUUCAUAAACUGGCAACCUCGAAGGGUUUGGAAAGGAAGUGUGGCAGUUUUGGUACUCAUAGCAGAUGCCGGAUGAUUAGAACUAUACUUGAUUGCCUGUCUUGGAAAUGCCGUAGGGAAAUCCUUCGUCUACAAGUCCAGAAAACUGGCAAAACUCCAUUACACCUUGCUGCUAUAACAGGACAACCUUGUCAAAUUGAAGCGCUUAUGUAUUACGAAGCUCCUCCCGACAUUCCUGAUUUCACUAAUCGAACUCCUCUUCAUUAUGCUGUCCUCCGAAAUGACGUGUUCAGUACGAGGAUGCUAUUGUGGUAUGGUGCAGAUGUUUCUCUACUUGAGCGAAAUCGCUUUUUCGCCCACCUGCCUUGUAUGAAUUCGAGCAGUGGGACAGUUUACAAUUUUUUGUGCGCAAGGAAAUUAGCUCUCGAGAAGAAGUUUAUGAAUUGGGUUUCAUUAUUUGUACGUGGUGUUUGGUCGCCUUAUAAAGCAUUUACAGAUCUUCAUUUUACUAAACUUUCUCGAGAAGGUGACUGUCAGCGCAACGUCAUUUUUAGUAGCGAGACCAAAAAGGUGAUUCACACUUUCCUUAAAAGGGUAACUGCGUAUCGUAGCGCUGAACGUUCGGUGCAAUGUAAAGAAGAAUUCGGAGUUCAGCAACUUAUUUUUAUUCUUCCAACAUUUUACAAAGUUAGUGACCUCUGUUCUGAUCCCAAUGAUCCGCAGCUCUACUGCACGCCUAUAACGACGGAUGGAGCAGAAGAUAUUGUAAAGCUUAUCAGGAAUGUGCCAGUACUGAAAGGGCCGUCAGGAAAGCCUGUUAAUAUGCAACCAGCCCUCAUCAACCCUCACAACGGCUAUUUUUAUGUUUAUCAAGUACCUCGUGAUCUUCCCUCAGGAGAAUAUACCCUUUAUUUUGAUGUUGAUAUUAACAAGAUAAAGGAGAAGGCAAAAUAUAUGAUGCUGGCAGUUCAGGGUUUUGUUUGUGGGGCACCCGAUUUUUGCAUAUGGAACACCGCAAAAGUAAAGGGGAAAGCAAAAGUUGAGUGA